Toxoplasma gondii ME49 is the source of this 4961-nucleotide messenger RNA. RefSeq names its product leucine rich repeat-containing protein. Gene Ontology annotation, molecular function: protein binding. The transcript is spliced from 4 exons. NCBI's taxonomy places the organism in Eukaryota, Apicomplexa, Conoidasida, Eucoccidiorida, Sarcocystidae. The record is from RefSeq and is a predicted model, not a curated record. Bases 57 to 3929 code for a protein of 1290 amino acids.
GGUGUGUGUGCCUUCUUUCUCCUCACACGGUUCAGACGGUUCAUGUCCAGUCCAAUAUGGCCGGCUCAGAAGUAGCACAGAGCAGUGAAGACGAGGGGAAACCGAGAAUGCCGACGUCGCUCGACGAGGCACUGGAGUUCGAGGAGUCCGAGAUGGAAAGCGGUUUUGAACCCAGCGAGAAAAGCGAUGAAAAAACGAGUCAUCCCACAAGAGUGCUGUGGCCUGUGUCACAAACGGAAGAGGCCACAGCAUCGCCGCUGUCACCUGUCGGAGGUUCAUCAAACGCAGAUAGUCAGCAACGUACGCUAAAGCCUGGGAAUGGCACUUCUGGUGCUGGUGGGUUCGCUUCUUCGAGCCCCUCGGGCGUGGAGAGUAAAGACUACGCGAAGCUGCUCUUCCCUGAGCUUUCGGUGGACACGUGUGUAGACUUUUCUGACGACGGCGAUGAAAAGGAGCGGCCACUUUCAGAGUCCACCGUUCAGAAACUGAUAGGGGACGAAAAGCCUGAGGAAGUUGAAAUUCUCGUCGCGCGUGGGCAGAAGCUCACCACCCUCGACAGAGCGAAAGGCGCGUGCGACUGGCAAGUCUUCAAAACUCUGUCGACUCUCUCGCUUUCUCACAACAAGCUAACAGACAUUACACCUCUUUUGGUCCUGGCUCCUACCCUGGCAGAUGUGAACCUAAGCUUCAAUAGAAUUACGGAUAUCUCGCCGAUCUUUGCAUGUAAGGCGCUUCGCCGGCUGUGGGUGGCUCACAAUCAUGUUCGGUGCAUUCGGGGCAUUCGGAAUUGCCAAGGCCUCGAAAUUUUGAAUCUCUUCCAGAACUGUCUUCGCGGCCCCUUCUCCUCUCUUGUGACUGAAUUAUCUCACCUUCCGGGCCUCCUCGAACUUGAUCUCGACGCGAAUCCGUUUCUCUCUGCUUCGCCCUCUGACAGCGAUCACAGUUUCCAAGACAGUCCGCCACUGGGACGGACAGCCCUCCGUUCAGACCAGAACGGACAAGCCGAAACCUCCGCACACCCCGACGCAAAGACACAGCCCGCGUCGUCUGUCUCCACUGUCUCCUUCUCUCUCCAAGACUCAAAAAACAAGCUCGAUCUGCUGCUCCAGUGCUGUCCCACCCUUCGCCUUCUAGGGGGCGUCCCUAUUUCUCGCCUGAAACCCCCGACCAAGAUACUUUCUGCUUUUAAAGACCUCGCCUGCUCUUCCAAACGCAGCAGGGAUCCAUCGGAAGGGGAGCCGCAUUCGACAGAUCUGCACUCAUCGCCUUGCUCUCUUCGUGACGGCUUCUUGCCCGGGAGCCCUGCAAAGUGCCUUCGGACCGCACAGUCCACUCACCCUCCUCUCUCUUCCGACGCGUCCUCUCCCCGAGCCCGCGGCUCCUCUCAGGAAGCCUCCAGUCCUACAGGGAGCCUGAAAAUGGAACUUGGAGACGAACGAGACUCAGCAGGAGAUGCGUUCGGAAGUGGGCAGGAAGAAGACAUGCUCUGGGACGAAGCCCCUGAGGAGGCCGAGCAGCCCAGUCUCGCCUCGCUGAAAAGAACUGUGAAACUGCUGAAGCAAGAAAACCGAAACAUGUACGACCUGAUGGAAGAGAAUGCGCGGCUGCGCAUGCAGUUGCGUCUAGGGCCGUUCCGACUUCCGGCUUCCGCGAGAAGAAAAGUGCCGUUGCUCGCUCCUCAUAAUUUAUUGGUAACCACUCCUGCCUUCUCCGGUCCCGGCCUCAGAUGCUUCAGUGCCCGAGACGUGGAAAGCAGCGAAAUGAAGGUCAAAACCUCUGUCGCUGAAGAGGCUUUUGCAGUGAAACUUUCGCAGCCAAGACCGAACACGGCGAUGCCGAGCUUCCUUCCCGCUGCAGACUCCUCGAACGACGAACGCGAAUCUUCUUCGCCCUCUCACCCAAGACCCUCUGCCGGCUCGACGGCGGCGAGUGUCGAGUCGCCGUUGCUGCCUCGAAAGGCGCUUGGGCGCCAGGUGUCUUGCGAGCCUCGACAAAAGGCGGAAGUUUGUUUUCGUUCUGUCGAUGUGCCCGACGUGGCUCGUUCAACUCUUCCUUUGAUGGGAGAGGAAGGGGAAGGACUGAAAUGCGGAUCGACAGACGGCGCAGGUGACGAGGGGGACGAGGAGAAAGGACGUGCAAGGAUGAGAGGGUCUCUCGAAGACGAAGGUGAAAGCAAGGAGAAUGCGCAAGGGGAAGAAGAAGACAGUCGAGCGGCACAGGAAGCUAGGGAAGCAGAAGCAGACAUGCUACGCUGGGAGAACGGGGUUCUGAGGAAGCGUUUGGAGCGUCUUGUCGCCUACGUGGAACUCCUUCGAGUCGACUUGGACGCGUCAAGAAAAACACGCAAGCCAACGAACGCCUCCUCGGAGAAUCCCCAGGCCUCGACGUUUCCGAAGUCUUAUGGCAACGCCCGUCACAGUUUCUCUGCUUCUGCUCCCCUCAACAAGUCGAAGUGUGCCCUAACCAUGCUCACCUCUUCGCCCCAUUCGCCUUCCGCUCUUCUCUCUGCUCGCGACGUUGAGACGCGUUUCCCCGACGCAGAAGAGCCAAGCCUUUCGCUGAACGACGACGAGUUUUCGCCUUCCUCGCUCUUUUCUCUCCUCGUCGACCCUCCCGUGACGAAGGCUGCCUCGAGGGCUUCCAAGGCCUCAUUGGCGCUGGCGAGGACUGAAGCAGACCGCGCAGCUGGCGGCUGCACGCACAGCGAGAAGCAGUGGCUCGACACAACGCAGAAAACAGACGGGGAAAAGCAACACACCUAUCUGACGGCCUACAGACAGGCCGUAGGUGAAGAAGCGGAACUCGACAGUCUCCAAACGAGACCAACAGGUGACAGUGGGGAAGGCAACGCAGAAACCGGAGCAGAAGGAGAAGAAGAAGAGGAGCAGGUGCCGGAAAAGAGAGAAGACAGUGAAUUCGGGGCGGUCAUUGGAGAGGAAGGCAGCGACGCAGACCUCGAGGCUUUGCUCAAGAGGAACGAAGAAAACCUCAAGGCUCUGCGCCGGGAUCUGCGGGAGACGGAAGAGAUGCUUUCGCGCCCUGCCUCUGCCACUUCCUCAACUCCUCUUCGGUUUCAUCCGGAGUUCUCGUUUUCUUCUCCGUCGACUGUUCUCGACGACGAUCCUCCACGUCAACCACCGGCGUCCUCUCAACGUCCGCCUCCUCUUCCUCGCCCAGCAACGAAGCAGAGUGCAACGAAAUCCAUCAAACUCGACAAAGGUGCCUCUCCCUCGCCAUUUGCUUCUCGCUCACUUCACUCCACUAACUCUUCGAACUCUUGUCUCUCUUCUCAGUCUUCUCGAACGAGUCUUUCUCCGCUUACUUCUUUCGCCUGUCCUCAAUCAACGCGGCCUCCGACCAAGAGUCAGAGUGCCGAGGCCGCCACAAGGGCGGCCCUCUCAAUGCGCCUCGCGAGACGAUUUGGGCCACCCGCCACUGCCGGAGAGAAGAAAGGAGGUAAGAAGGAAGAGAAGAAGGCGACGACCGCACUCCUUUCUUCUCGGUUGGCGAGUUCCCUUCCUUCGGCUGGGGAUCGCGGGCAAAAAAGCAGUUGCUUGCUCGUUUCUGAGAAUCCCCUGCCGCGACCGAAGAGCCCACAAAGAAGGACGAAGGCGUCGCCUGCUCCAACUGUCACCGACCGGAUGAGGGAGAGGUCCUCGGGCAAAGAGUUGCCAAGAAGAGAGAGCGAAGAGUCAAGACCCUCAGCAGGUUCCUUCUCUCGUCAACCACCGGGCCUCCAAGGUGACACGAACGCCUUGAAGCAGAAGCAGAGAGUGUACCCCCCUUUGCCAGCCGACGCCUUACCUCCUCCUCACUCUCUGGCCUCUCUGCUCUCAAAGAGGUUCGUGACCGAACCCGCAGCCCAACGCGAAAGCGGAACUCCCUGCAGUCCUUCACAGAGGAUUGACCAGCCCGCAGACGCACGGUGAAAAGAGAAAAGCUGUGCACCGCGCAGGUGGGAACGACGAGGAAAAGCAAGAAAGAGUGAACUCAACCACCCGAAAUGGACUGUCUGUGCACUCGAAAGAGCUUCUCAAGAUUCUCGCGUCGGCACACGGCUUCAGAGAACCCUGCCGUUGCAACACUGGAACGCAUGUGAGUUGGACACUUCGAGGAGAAGGAAAUCUCAGAGGCAACGAAAGAGAGGAACAGAUGGGCCUGCAGUCCUGCAGCCAGGUGAGGCUUUCUGAACGAGAACAUGCGCAUCGACCUGAACGAGGACGAGAGAGAAAGUGAAAGCGCGUUUGAGGGGUAUACCGUGAGACGCGGAGGAGGAGGCGCGUGGCGGUCACUGUGGCCAUGUUUAAAGACCUCGGUCCCCGCCGCUGUCUUCGCUUGAGUCUCCGUUCUUGUUGUCCUCGAAAGGUCUCUGGUCACGCUUUCCCCUACUUGUGAGUUUCGCUCUUGAAACGCGCUCCAUUUCCACAGCGGCUCCUGCAUGCGCUUCUCUUCCUCUAGGGCGCGCCAGAAGAGUUGAACUCCUGUCUCAAACCUCGAAAAGCAGCCUUUUCUGGGCAUAUUUGCAGUCUUGAAUUAUAAACAAGAUGAAAUCUCCAUUCAACCACUCAACUGUUGCUGCUCUCCGUCUGCCUUCUUGUUCGCUUUCCUCUCCGAAUUCUUCGUUUCACGCAAGUGCAAUCAACCUCGGUUCGGCUAUACACCUCCGGAAGUCACAUUACCUAUAAUUACAUCAGAAAAUUAGAACGACGUAUGUAUGGAUAUGUGUACAAGUCUACUCUACACAUGUGUAUAAUCAAUAUAUAUAUAUAUAUAUAUAUAUAUAUAUAUUUUAGGGAUAUAUAUAUAUAUAUAUUUUAGGGAUAUAUAUAUAUAUAUAUAUAUGCCUUGGAAGUACGUGAAAAAGCGUGGCUCUUCGCGGGUUUGGCAGGCCGAAGCGUGAAAGAAGUCUUCUCUUCAGAAAUCGAGUCGCACAACAUUCCAAGUUUCCGUGUUUCUCGAUC